AUGGCGGCUCCGGGCUUUGCGGCUCCCGCGGCGCCCCCGGCCGCGCCCGCGCUGGCGGCGACCAUCAUGACGCCGUUCGCGGAUCUGGCGGCGGCGGCGGGGGCCGGCCCUCAGCUCACGGCCUACCUGGCGGCCCGCAACCUGAACCGCACGGCGACGCUGGCCCUCAUCGCCCACUCCUGGCCGGAGUUUGAGGACCGCGUCGUCCGGCCUUUCCUGGACGGGGUGGACAUUGCCGGCACUGUGCACCAGGCGCCGGAGGCGGAGCAGGCGGUCGUCGAGGCCAUCCUUCACCACAUGUGGGCCGAGGCGCACAAGCAGUGGGCCACCCACAUCGCGGUCCCGGCACCGGCGGCUGCGCCAGCCCCGGCCGCGGCGGCCCCUGGAACGGUGGUGCCGGCCCUUCCCGGGGGGCCGCUGGUCAAGCGGUACAACGAGGUGACGGUCGCCGGCGAGCCCCGGGAUUUCCCCACGACCCUCCUCCUCGGCGCGGAGGAGGUGCUGGCGCGCAUGUACUUCGAGCACACAAAGUCGAAGGAGUACACGGCGGUCGGCUUGGGUGAGAUCUUGCAGCGGCGCACCUUCACGGCGGCCAUGGAGGUGAAUCCGCUGGCGAUCCGGCGCCACAAGGAGAGGGGCCAGGCGAUCCGGCUGGUGGACGGCGCACUGGUCCAUGACCGGGAGGACCCCUGGACCCCGAGGGGGGUCCUCGGCGUCAUCGACGGCAUCGAGGCGGUGCGCUGGGCUUGGACCCUCACCGGCGUGGCCACAGAGAAGGGGGCGGCGGAGUACGCCCAGUGGUGGACGUCGAAGGCCCGGCAGCGCCCGUCCCAGCUCGAGGCGAUCACGGAGUACUGGGACGCGUCAUCCCGGCGCUUGGCCAUGCAGAUGCGCCUUCGCCGGACGUUCGAGGAGGUCACGGCGGAGAUCAUGAAGGACCAGGCGGCGUUCCUGGAUGUCCUCUCCCGCCCACGGCCCCCGGCGAGGAACAAGGUCAGCGAGGGCUCCAACCCGCCGGACCCGGAGACGGACGGCCCGCCAGGCGCCGCGGCGCACCAGGGUUACCAGCCCGGGCCCGCGCCACAGAAGGUGAAGAAGAACAGGCGGCGCCGCAACAACCCCCGCCAGGCGCAACAGCAGCACCAGCACCGCGGCGACGAGGGUGGCUCGGACAGCCGCGGUGGCGGCGGCGGUGGCUGGCGGCAGAACUGGCGCCCUCGCGGCGACUCCAACCAGCAGCCUGGCCGCCAGGACUGGCAUGACGAUCGGCGGUGGGCCAAUGCCGACCGGGCCCAGUCGUGGCAGGACCGCGGCGGGAAGAGAGACUCCCAGGACCCGGCCACCGGCGCACCCCUGGUCUGGACCAAGAAGGGGCCGUUCCACCGUCUUCGGCUGGAGGAAGCCAGGGCGGCGGCCAGCACUAUGCUACCGGUGGGCAUGGCCUUUCACCCGGCGGUGGCGUCGAGCAGGCGAAAUGAGUUUGAAGCCGCUGAUCCUCCGGUGUCAGCUGCGGGGCACGAUGCUCUGGUGACUUAUUUGUUCGCGGCAGACGCCGCCGAUGUUUGCCUCAGGCUGUGGAUUGUGUGCGUUGGCCACCACAGCACAAAGCUGCGCCUUUUGUGUGCAACUUUCAAAGCUUUUGCAGACUUCGCCUUCUCGAGAGCGGCGGUCUUUCAAGCGUGUCCACACCAAAAUCGGACCGUGCUCAGUUGGAUGAGCGACGUUUCCUCUUGCCAUGUUCAUGUGCACGUACCGACUGUUCUUGGAAAACUGUUCAUGUCGUGCCUGAAUGCCAAUGCAGGAAGCUGA
Molecule: messenger RNA, 1809 nt
Organism: Symbiodinium sp. CCMP2592
Lineage: Eukaryota; Dinophyceae; Suessiales; Symbiodiniaceae
Source: the annotation of a GenBank genome assembly